Molecule: messenger RNA, 4963 nt
Organism: Syngnathus typhle (broad-nosed pipefish)
Lineage: Eukaryota; Metazoa; Chordata; Actinopteri; Syngnathiformes; Syngnathidae
Gene: crim1
Product: cysteine rich transmembrane BMP regulator 1 (chordin-like)
Exons: 15
Coding region: 245-3049 (934 amino acids)
Cellular component (GO): extracellular region
Molecular function (GO): serine-type endopeptidase inhibitor activity; protein binding
Source: RefSeq, a predicted model, not a curated record
UGCUGUGUCAAUUUGAGUCUCAGUUUGCGUCCUCGUGUUGUGGCUGUCAGCAGGCAGGCAGCAGGAGCCGGUCCGAUCCGAGUUUUAGGAUUGCUGCACGUGUUUCAUCACUCCAGGGACGUGAGUUUACAUUGCAGUAGUAGAUUUUUUUUUUUUUAAAUUUGGAUCGUGGUGCCACUAGGGAAAACGGCGGACUUCCCAGUAACUUUUCGACACGAGAUUAUUUUGGGUUCACUACCCCAAGAUGUACCCCAAGAAGUCCGCUUUGCUUUUGAUCGUGUUCUAUCUAGUCCGGGUCCUCGAUGCAAAUGAGUGCACGCCGUGCCAUCUCCGGACAUGCCCCGCUAAGGCGACACAAGGCUGUGAUGGUGGUCGGACCAUGGCCAAGGAUCCUUGCGGGUGCUGCGAUCACUGCGCCCGCCUGGAGUGGGAGCCGUGCGGGGGGGCGGACUGGAGUCUCGGCUACUGUUCCCUCGGGCUGACAUGCGCCUCUGUCAACUCUACUGGACCUGCUGCCAUCCCUGAAAUUGGGGUGUGUAAAAUGCUUCCAGACCAUCCAGAGGCCGGCCUGGAAGAUGAGCGAUGCCCGCUGAUGACGGGUUGUGACAGAGAAGAAGGUCAGUGUGUGUGUGAUGCCAGACACACCUGCCUGGCAUCUUUCACCUACCCAGACCAGGAGACCUGCAUGAAGGCCCAUUCAGAGGGUCGGAACCAAGAGCCCCGGGACAGACACAGGCAGAAGUAUGUGGGACCGUCCAACCCGGCCUGCGUGUUCUCUGGAUGUAACCUGACCGCUGGUGGCUGUGUGUGCGAGUCUCAAAGCUGCAGCCACCACUUUGCCUACGUCAACCGCAGCCAAUGCCUGGAAGCCGCAGAGGAGCAAAGGUGUGCCAGCAUUACCUGUCCUGCUCUCCAGGUGUCGUCGUGCCCAAAAGGCUCAGUCCGAACCAAGAGUUACACCCCCCCUGCUGCUUGCUGCCCCUCUGUCCCACCCCAGUGCACCUGUGACUUCGGGGUCUGCCGCCAGCCCAACUGCCCGAGUGGACAACGUGCUGUGCCACUCAGCAAGGCCAGUGGUCAGCCUGGAGACUGCUGUGAUGUCUUUGAAUGCCAAAAAGUCUCCCCUAAGUGUGUCCACAAUGGAAAGGAGUACUCCAACGGCGAAGUGUACCGCAUGGACCCUUGCUGGCUGUGCCAAUGCCGGGGAGGAAUCUCUUUCUGCUCCAAGGCAGAGUGUGCUGAGCUCGACUGUGAGAACUUUUACAUUCCUGAGGGCGAGUGUUGCCCUGUCUGCAUAGAUGUGGAGUUACUGUCAGUGGACAGUACAAAAGCCAGUUGCUGGGUGAACAACAAGCUGCGAGCCCACGAGGAGCAGUGGAAGGAGGACGACUGCACCUUCUGCCAGUGCGUGGAUGGCGAACCUCACUGCACGGCCAUGGCCUGCAAGCAAAGCUGCCAAAAUCCCGUCAAGAUACCCGGAGAAUGUUGCCCCUUCUGUGAAGAACCUUCAUAUGAAACGGUCAGCCCCAUGCUGUGCCCUCCUCUGGAAAACUGUAGCCUUUCUACUGACGACUGUCCUUAUGGCUUCUAUCAAGACAUCAAUGGAUGUCUGCUUUGCCAGUGUCUCAAUAAUGACUCCUGCCCUGACCUGGGAAGAUAUUGUUCCCUGCAAUGCCCAACGGGAUACGAGAGGGAUGACUUUGGUUGUGAAGUGUGCGAGUGCAGCAUCCCCGUGCCCAGGUGUCGACCUUUGACCUGCACGAAGACCUGCCCCUAUGGAUUUGUUCGCAACAAGCACGGCUGUGAGAUGUGUCGCUGCGUCAAGUGUCCCCCCUUUACCUGCGACAAGCACUGCAGCGACGGCUACAAGCAGAACAAGAAGGGCUGCUCCAUCUGCAUGUGUAAAGAUAAUACUCACCCCCCCAGCACCACCGCCUCCAUCCCAGUUCCCAGCUUUUGCCUUACCUCUAAUGGCAAGCGAUACGAAGAAGGGGAAAGCUGGCACGACGGCUGCCGCGACUGCUACUGUCAUUCCGGAAGGGAGAUGUGUGUGCUCAUAUCCUGUCCCGUUCCCAGCUGCUCUCAUCCAGUCGUGAAGUCUGACCAGUGUUGUCCAACAUGUGAAGAUGAGUCGGGUAGUGGUCUGCCGGAGGGGAUGGACAUGGUGGUGUGCAGAGCUCCUGGGGGGGAGUUCUACGUGGAAGGGGAGACCUGGGACCUGGACGAGUGCACACGUUGUACCUGCAGGCAGGGACGCGUGCUGUGCGACACGGAAGUUUGUCCCCCGGCUCUGUGCCAGACACCAACCAAGAACCUGGACACCUGUUGUCAUGUGUGCUUAGAUGAGACACAGAGUCCGUUGCUGCCGGUGAACACCAGCCAGCAGGAGUACUGCAUCACCAACGAAGGAGACGUUCUGCUAGCAGGAGACUCCUGGAAGACCAACGCUUGCACCAGCUGCAUCUGCAACAACGGCACCAUUCAGUGUUUCUCUCAGCGCUGUCCACCUGCCAACUGCAGGGUGCCCGUCUUACGCAAGGGCCAGUGCUGUCCGUACUGUCUCGAAAUGACGACAUCUGCGCCGGUGUUGUUGUCCACCGUCGCUACCAAAACAAGGAUCACCACGAGUGUGCGGCGGGCUGAUGGGAGCGCUGAUGUCACAGAAGCGCCAAUUGUUGCAGACACAGAUGAGCCAAUUUUGGGUGAAAAUUACCCCAACCAAACAGAGAUGGCUCUCAUCUACCAAUCAGCCGCUUGGAUCCUGGCAGGUCUCCUCCUGGCCAUCAUCAUCUUCCUCAUUGUUGCUUUGCUUAUCAACAAGAAAAAGAAGUGGGUGCAGAUGUCUUGCUAUAGCGCUCCAAAGAAGACCGUCAUCCUGAAGCAUGUGAACAAAAACCAGGUGGUGUACAUGGAGCCCUCCAAGGAAAACAAAUUUCAGAACGUGAAGAACGACUGUGGGAUCCAUUUCUCACCCGAGAUGAGUUCUCCCUGUACAGACAAGAUGAUCAUCCCCAGAGCCAAGCUGGCAAACAACUGGACGGCGCGCUAACGUCAAGCAUCAGCAGAUCAGAGCUGUUUGCCACCUUAUGCUCUCUCGUACUGCUGUAUGGAGAUUUAUGCAUACACACACACACACACACACACAGUGGACACAGUCUGCUACACUCUAUGUGACUGGUAAACAAAAGGACACCCCACGAUGGAUAAAGCAACAAUUUAAUGUGACCUUUCUUGUGUGUUUGGACCUUCUCCAGCAUCACUGAUGUAAUGUUCUGGGAGGACACACAUUUACUUGGCUUUACUGCACAAUCACCGAGGGUUCUCCAUCAGACUUUAUCACACACUUUUUUUUUUUUUUACUCCUUUCGGACUAGAAGAGGAGGAAAAAAAAGUUCCCGGAUGAGGGGUUAAGCUUCGAGGUUUACAGAAGUGCUUCGUGGAUGUUGUCAGUACAUUUAGCAGGGAGGGCAAAAGAACUGGUAAUCCACUUGGAGCCACCAAAUUGUAACAGUCCAGCAGGCUUUAUAGACACCCUGCGUUAGAAUGUGUGCUUUCUGUUUAGUUUGUGUAUAUUGAAACUGUACUGUAUUCCUAUUCAUGUUGUUCUAGGCUGACUCUUAUUUUUGUUGAUGUCUGAUUAGGGUGAACAUUUAUGCUGGUCAAAACAUUCCCACCACCUCAUGUACAAAUCUUAUAAAAUCAUCCACAAGGAUUCCUGCUGGAAUAUUCUGAGGAAAAGAGAAACUAAUCGAUUUUCCACGCAAGUUAAACAGAACCAUCCCGCAGAACCUGGUUUUCUAAUUUCAGCCUAUCUGGAAGCUGAAUCAAAGUGCAUCUCGGACGAAUGUUAGGUGCAGAAGAUGAGACAAAAAUGGUGCAGUGGCAGGGCUCCAGAAUGCCCCAAAAUGCUCCAGAAAUUUGAGAGAGUCCAACUCAAUUUUUCAUUAAUCUCAAUAGAUCUAAUCAUUUUUAUAAUUACUUUUGUUGAUGGCAAAUUUCUUCUCCACAGUUCAUCCAGUCUAUUAGUUAUGUAAUAAAAAUGAGUUGUUGUGUGUCCCUUAAUUUUCUAAUUGCACCACAAAAAAAAAGAAAAAUUAAGGGCCACAAUGCUCCCUGUAAUAAAAUUAUUCUGGAGCCUUGAGCAUUUCUUCCCCAGUAAACAUUUAAGGAAUGUUUCAUACCACUUCAGAACUGCACAUUAUUGCAUGUGAAUGUUGCCGAUGAUUCUUUUUAAAGCAUUGAUGCACCAGCCUUAAACAACUGCUUCACUUGCCCGUGAAGUAAUAAUCACUCCUGAUCUGAUUGUACAUAAUGCAUAAUAGAUUGCAACAUGUGUGUGCCACGCAUUUAAAAAAAAAAAAAAAGUUGCGCUUUCCGGCUUUUUUUUUUUUCCUCCAUGCCACUGCAGGAUUCUUGGAGGGAUAAACACGCUAAUCAGGGAUUUGAUGGGCGCAUUAAAGCACUCCAGUAAACACACAUUGUUCAAGCUGGAGGCAACGUACUACACCAAUCGGAUCAGCGGGGGAUUCCAUUUUUUCAAUCACCACUCAGACCAAUGCCAAUUUAUUUCUCCAUAACAAAUAUGAUUGUGAUGCCAAAAUUGGUAGAUUGGUGUGUUUUAGUGACUCAGAUUUGUUGGACUCAUGAUAACGUGCUUUAAAAUGAAGUGUGAAAGAUGCCCUGUUCUUUGUUCUACUUUGUGUAAAAAGCUAGUCGAAAUUAGUUGAGCAGAAGAGUAUCUUAUUUAUUUUUUCACAUAGCUUUAUUUAUUAAUACUAUAGUGUUUUUUUUUUUUUUUUUUGGAUGACCUUUUGUAGCCAAAGCUGCUGUACAUUUUAGAGCAUUUACACCAAUCAGCUAUAUUCAGUAUUGCCUUUAUUUAUUUCUUUGUUCCAAACCCUGUAAAUAAGUGGAACUGUAACAAUUACUCAUUUUGAGAAAUAAAUGUGUGAAAAAAAAAGUG